GACCCGCUGCCCACCGCACGGCCAGCCCAUCGCACUUUGCCCAUCGCCCUUCGCCUGUCGCUUGUCAAGCUCUAAUGCUGCCCAGAGCUGCAGAGCAGGUGCCCUGGUUCAUCCCUGCCGAUGCCAUCACCGACCUAUCCCAGGAUCCGAUCGCUCGCGGCGGAUUUGGCGAGGUCUUCCGAGGCUCGUACUUUGGCUCGGACGUUGCCGUCAAGCGCCUUCUCGGUGGCUUCAAUGGCGGCGAGCUCCAGGAGUUCCAGCGCGAGAUUGGUGUCUGGUAUGGCCUGAGCCAUCCGCACAUCAUCCCGCUGCUCGGCGCCUGUCAUACGGCCGAUCGGCCCUUCAUGGUCUCGCCGUUCAUGGAAAACGGCACCCUCCGCAGCUACCUUACGGACAAUGCUGGCCGCCUCGAAGUCGAAGAGAAGCUCAGGUUGAUGUAUCAGGUGGCUUCCGGCAUGACCUUCCUUCACCAGCGCAGCAUCGUCCAUGGUGACCUCAAGACCCUGAAUGUUCUUCUCGACAAGGGCUACAACGCCGUCAUCUCGGACUUUGGCAUGUCCCGCACCAAGCAUACGUCCUCCUCGAUGAUCCGGCUCCAACCAGGCGAAAGUGCUGGAGGCACAAUCGACUACAUUGCGCCCGAGAUGCUCGACGAGGACGAGCCCGCGGGCUCCUCAAAGAAGACCGACGUGUACGCCUUUGGUAUCACUCUCUAUGAGGUUAUGAACGACUGUGAAUGUGUUUGGGUGUCCGCCGACGGCCAACCCCUGCGACCCCGUGCCAUCGAGUCUCUGAUUUGCCGAGGCGCUCGGCCCAAAAAGUUGGACAGUAUCCCGCCUCAGAUUAGGGAUUUGAUCCAGAGUUGCUGGCACCAAGAGCCCCGCGAGCGCCCCAAGUUCGAGGAGAUUCUGCGCCAACUGACCCCAUACCGAAUCAAUGCUCGCCCUGUCGACCGUGAUGGCGGCCGGGCAUCCGAGCGAUCCCGUGGUUCCCGUGAAACCAGAAACUUCUCAACACGCCCCAGGCGCGACCGUGACGAAGACCCUAGCGUCAUCAGCGUUCGUCCCAGACCCGAUGGCAAUUCAAACUGGUCGGUAGUAGACCCCAACCUCGACCUGGCCCGGCCUCCCAAGCAAAUUGCAGACGAACUCGAUGCCAUCCCUGGCAUCUCUCGGCAGGUUCGGCAGCGCGCCAAGCGAGGCGACCCUGACUCCUGCUUGCAGAUCGCCAACACCAUCACGGCAGACACCCCCGGAGCCGAUCCCACAUGGGAUACUGCCGCCGUACUGAUCCAAGUCGCUGCCGACAACGAGCACAUCGACGCCUUUUUCCCACUUGGGUGGUUGUAUCUUGCUGGCGUCGGCUUCGGUCAAAACGACACUGAUGCGAUCACGUACUGGCGGGAUUUUGAGACCCGUUCCGUGGAUGUUGGCCUGAAGUCCAUCACCACUCUGAUGCUGGGCUGGCUCACCUAUCUUGGACGAGGUACCGCCAAGGACAAGCAGAAAGGCAUCAACCUCAUCCGUCAAAGCAAGACGGCCGACUUUCCGCUGGGCGAGGCCUGCAUGAACACCCGCGCCCCAGCUUCCUCCAACUCGGCUGUGGCAACCAAGUACUUUGAGAUGUGCAAGCUUGGGUCCGAGCGGGAUUGGCUGUGCCGGCAUCUCAUGGCCAUGUGCUAUCUCGGCGGCUUUGGCACCACCAAGAACCAACCCCUGGCAAUCGACAUCCUGACCGAACUCGCGCAGCAGGGACAUGAUGUCAGCCAGCACUGCCUGGGUCGGUGCUACGGCAUCGGACUCGAGUUCCUCGCCGAAGACAAGGCCAAGCUGCUCGAAUGGUGCACCAAGGCCGCGGAUCAAGACAAUUCAUAUGCCCAAAACAUGAUGGGACGGAUCUAUACCGAGGGCUGGACUGUCGCCAAAGACCUUGCCAAAGCCGCCGAGUGGUACCGCAAGGCCAGCGACCAGGGAUGCUCUACUGCCCAGUUCAACCUCGCCAACUGCUACGAGCGUGGCAUGGGCGUCGCAAAGGACAUACCAACUGCCAUCAACCUGUACCGAUUGGCUGCUGACCAGGGCGAGUCUGAUGCUGCGGACAAGAUCAGCCAGCUGACCCGGAGGGGUAUAAUUCGCUAGCCCUCGUCCUCGCUGAUGACCCGCUGCGUGCGGAAUGUAGCCAUCGGUCGUUCCCACCGCUGAGUGGAAAUAAAUUCAUGUUUCCGUCCCA
Polychytrium aggregatum is the source of this 2229-nucleotide messenger RNA. RefSeq names its product kinase-like domain-containing protein. The coding region runs from base 75 to 2138 and encodes 687 amino acids. Gene Ontology annotation, molecular function: protein kinase activity; ATP binding; protein binding. The record is from RefSeq and is a predicted model, not a curated record. The transcript has a single exon. Lineage: Eukaryota; Fungi; Chytridiomycota; Chytridiomycetes; Polychytriales. Gene Ontology annotation, biological process: protein phosphorylation.